UUUUAUUUUUCGAAUCUGAAGUUGUGUUCAGUUGUCUUACUCUUCGAUUCUCUUCUUGCUAUCGGCUGUUUGCUUUUUUAGUUGCUGCGUAAUCGCGAUCACUGAUCGACUCUGUUCAAAUUUGGAAUUUUUUUUUCUUUUUUCUGGCUCAGUUGUUCAGUGGUUGAAAGCAAUUUUGCGAUUUGAUUUGCGUUUCCGUUGGAAUCGGUUACUUCUGUUCUGUAGUUCUUUUUUCUUUUUGGCUUUGUGAUCUGUUCUUGAUGGUCUGGGAACAAAAAUGCAGUCUUUCAUACUAGUUCUAUUGCAAUCGCCAAUAUUUAGUUUAACAAUUUGACUACGAUGAUGUGGUUUUGACCUUUGAAUUAUAGCUGUGUUACUGUGUACUAAAGAGAUUGUGGUCUAUUUGAUAUGUGAUUAUAGGAAAUUUGGAACUGUGGGAUUUGAUUGGUAAGAGAUCCUAAGAUGGCAAAUGAAGCGGCUGCAUGUGCAGGAAGAGCUACAAACGAUAUGUUGAUUGGUCCAGAUUGGGCUAUUAACAUUGAAUUGUGUGAUAUUAUCAACAUGGAUCCUAGUCAAGCAAAAGAAGCAGUAAAGUUGCUCAAGAAGCGGUUAGGAAGUAAAAACCCUAAAGUCCAGAUUCUUGCACUCUAUGCAUUGGAGACUUUAAGUAAGAAUUGUGGCGAGAACGUGUACAAGCUUAUCAUUGACCGUGAUAUUUUGAUUGAUAUGGUCAAGAUAGUGAAGAAAAAGCCUGACCUGAAUGUGAGGGAAAAGGUACUUAGUUUGCUAGAUACAUGGCAAGAGGCUUUUGGUGGAAGUGGUGGUCAAUACCCACAAUACUACAAUGCGUAUAAUGAACUCAGGUCUGCUGGAAUUGAGUUUCCACCUCGAACAGAAAGUAGUCUCUCGUUCUUUACUCCACCUCAGACGCAGCCCAUUGCACACGUGGCUCCAUCUGAUGAAGUUGCUGCUAUUCAGGCAUCGCUGCAAGGAGAUGAUGUUUCUAGCCUCAGCCUGGAAGAGAUUCAAAGCGCUGAGGGAUCAGUUGAUGUUUUGAUGGACAUGCUUGGAGCACUUGAUCCCGAGAAUCCCGAGGGUUUGAAAGAAGAAAUUAUAGUUGACUUAGUCGAGCAGUGUCGUACUUAUCAAAGACGUGUUAUGACUCUUGUGAACACUACAACAGACGAGGAACUUCUGUGUCAGGGAUUGGCAUUGAACGAUAAUUUGCAGCGCGUUCUUCAGCGCCACGAUGAUAUUGCAAAGGUCGGCUCUGUUGCUUCAAAUGGAAUGAAUACCACAGCUCCUCCUCCAGUUGAGUUAGUCAACAUAAAUCAUGAUGAUGACGAAUCAGAUGAUGAUUUUGCUCAGCUAGCUCACAGGUCUAAAAGAGAUUUCAGACCGAUUCUUCCUCCACCACCACCACCACAUAUGAGACCAGUAUACGGUGGUAGUGAUUCAGGUAAGGUGGAUUUCCUUAGUGGUGAUGUCUAUAAACCUCAAGGCUCCUCACAAGGAGUAAAGCCUCCUCCUCCUGCUGCUUCGUCUUCUCCUGUUGUGGAUGAUCCAAUUCCGCAAAGAAACUCCCCUGAGAAGUUACCUCCUCCGGCUCAAUGGGAUGCUGAGGUAAUCAGGAAUCUUCCACCUCCACCUUCAAGGCAUAACCAGAGGCAACAGUUCUUUGAGCAUCAUCACUCGAGUAGCGGCUCUGAUUCCUCUUACGAGAGUCUAGUUGGACAGACCAGGAACCUUUCUAUGACUAGUGAGCCGAAGAAAGAGGAUAAACCAGAGGAUGUGCUUUUCAAAGACCUGGUUGAGUUUGCCAAAACCAGGUCCUCCAAGCCCAACAAUAGGUCGCUUUGAGUCUUUUGCUUGUGUAACAAGUGUGCUUUUAGCAAUCUUUUCUUUAUUUAUUUUUUUAAGUAACAUUAAAUGAUGGUAUUAGAGUGCCCCUUAUAUACAUUUCUGUGUGACGGCGAAUCACGUUCAAGACACAUACACUUUGCAUUAUGCACCAAGAACUAACAAUAGGAUGAAGCUAUUGAACAAGUCAAUUGUUUCUGAGUUGUUUUA
This is a messenger RNA of Eutrema salsugineum, 2070 nucleotides long. Its product is annotated as TOM1-like protein 4. The coding region runs from base 463 to 1860 and encodes 465 amino acids. Gene Ontology annotation, biological process: protein transport to vacuole involved in ubiquitin-dependent protein catabolic process via the multivesicular body sorting pathway. Gene Ontology annotation, molecular function: ubiquitin binding; phosphatidylinositol binding. Lineage: Eukaryota; Viridiplantae; Streptophyta; Magnoliopsida; Brassicales; Brassicaceae. The transcript is spliced from 9 exons. The record is from RefSeq and is a predicted model, not a curated record.